AUGCCCGAGCGCUCCUCGGCCCUUUGGCCGCGCCUUUCGGCCGCUUGCCGGCGCCCGCCCGCCGUGCACAUGGGCCCCAGUGCGCCCGGCCACCGAGGCACGGCCAUCGGCCGCGCCGUCGGCCUGGCGGCCGGCCUGCUGGCGGCGGUGCUGGCGCUGGCGGCGGAGCCGGCCCGGUCGCAAAUGCCCCCGCCCUCGGGGCUGCCGGACAUCUACCUCUACCGGCCGCUGGCGUCCAUGACGCGAGCCCAGGGCCCCAUACAGGUGGUCACCGCGCCGGGGGAGCUGUCGGUGCUGGUCCGGCAGGGCGACCCGGCCGUGGUGGAGGUGUAUGACCAGCACGAUGCGCUGGACGUGCUGCCGGAGUACCGGCUCGGGUCCUUCUUCGGGCCGGUGCCCCGGGAGACGGUGGUGUGCCCGCGAGGGGGCGGGGCCGACGCGGGGAGCCGGGUCCUGGCGCUGCCGGUGGCCGGGACCCGGACCCCGGCCCUGGUGCAGCACACCGCCCAGUGGCUGGCCCUGUUCGAGUCGGCGACCGAGCACCCGCUGCCGGGGCCGGGGACGGAGAUCCUGCGCGGGCUGGCCGCCGGGGUGCACGAGGUGGACCUGCUCGGGGUGACCGGCGUGCCGGGGCAGCCGAAGCAGGGCCGGCUGUUCCUCGGCCGGCUGACGGCCGCCGGGCUGGCCGUGCGGCCGGUCGACAUGCCGGUGGCCCUGCCGGUGCUCACGGCCACCGGGACCCGGGGGCACUUCUAUGUGGCCGAGGAGGAUGUCCUGCACAGCAUCGCCCUGGCGGCGGACGGCACGGCCGUGGUGGCUACCAUGCCGCUGUCGGACACCGUCGUCAGCAUGGUGACCACGCGGCUGGUGUCGACGGUGGCCCAGUGCCCGGACCAUGCGGAUGUGGUGGUGGCCACGGCCGACGGCCGGCUGCGGGUGCUGCCCUGCCACGGGGGCAGCCAGCCCGGGCCGGAGCUGGAGGCCGAGGUGCCGGAGUGGCUGCUCUGGGUGCAGAACACCCUGAUGGCCGUGGGGCCGGCCUCGCUGGACCGGCCGGCCGGGUUCUUCUUCUACCGGUCGCCCGGGGAGGAUUUUUACGACCGGCCGUAUGUGUGGCGCGUGAGCGUCAGCCCGGCCGGCGGGGAGCUCCUUUGGCAGCGCGUGGUCCUGUAUGACCUGUAUGUGGAAAUGUAUGCCAUGGGCCGGUUCCGCACCUCGGAGGCCGGCCCCUGGGAUUGGCUGGUGUUCGAUGGCCGGCGGGUGCUCUUCGACAUGGCGACCUUGCGGUGCGCCGCCGACCGGAGCAUCGUCUGCGACGGGCCGCUGGGCGGGUACACCGACACGCACAAUGCGUUCGACACCGCGUCGCCGGCCAAGCCCGGCAAGCUUCACCCCUCGGCUGGGCCCCCUGGGCAGGCAGGCGCGCCGGCGCUGCCCGUGAAUCCGGCCGCGAAGAAGGCCUCGAAGGCGGGCCGCCAGCCAGCGGCUGCCUCGGAGGACAAGCUCCCGCCCGGACCGCCGGGGGGGUGUCCCACAAAGCAACCUCACGAGGGCAGCCACGCCAUGCAGGCCGCGGAGGCGGUGUCGGAGUCGGCGCGAGGCCUGGUGCCGGGGCCGGUGAAUGUCACGCCUCCGUCGAGGCAGGCUCGGCCGACGGUUGGCCGGCGGAAGAUGGUGCCACUGGUGUUCCAGGAGUGGGACCCUCUGCCGGCCGCGACGGGCAACGAGCCAUGCGCUGCGAAGCCGGCGAGUGGGCGGCCGCCGGUCCCCGGCCGGGUCACCUCGCAGCCGAGGGCCCAGCAGCAGGCCCGGUGGCGCGCCGGGGCGGCCUUGACAUCGGCGGUGUUUGGCGCGGAGCUUUUGUUGGCGCUCCGCUGGCCGAUCCGGCGCCGGCGGCCGGGUCUCACCGGUCGGCCGGGUGUCCCCGGCCGGCCGGCACCGAUGGGCCGGGCGAAGGCGCGGAAGGUGCUGCGCCGGCCGCUUCAGAGCCCGGCCGAGGUGGCCAAGCUGGUGGGUGUGCAUGGCCUGCUGCUGGAUGUGCCGAAGGGCGUGCACAUGGCGUCGGCGGGCCGGGUGAUCCUGGCCUUCGGGUCGUGCCGGGCGACCGGGCUGCCGCAGGGCGAGCGGUUUGUCUGGCGGGAAAGCCCCCCGGGCGGGGGCAGCCUGGCGUCCGGCCUGGGCCAGUGCGUUGUCCGGGUUGACGGGCUGCUGUUUGUCGGGGCCGGCCAGAGGGUGUCCUGCUACGGGCCGGGUGGCAGGCCCGGGCCCGAGGCCGGCAUGUCGUUGGUGCGGGCCGUCACCAGCCGGGCGCAUCACUCGCUGAAGGUGGUGCGUACCGGGGCCCUGGCGGUGGUGCUGGACGCCCGUGAGGUGCCGCUGUUCUUGGUCCUCCGGGGCCGGGUCAUUUGGUCGCGCGUGUGGGAGAAUGCCGACCCGUGGACCGAGCACCCGGCCGAGUGGCCCUUCGCCGGGGUGUCGGCGUCGCCGGAGCGAGGGCUCCUGGUGCUGAAGCGCGCCCUGGUCGAGGUGGCCAUGAGCCCGGGCCCGGGGCCGGCGAGCGGGGCGAUCCUCCUCCGGCACCACGCCAAGCAUGUCACACUGGCCGUGAGCUCGGCCGCUCCGGGGGUGGUGCUAGUCCGGUCGUCGGAGAGGCAACUGCUGGGGGUGUCCCAUAACGGGGCGUUCCUUUCGUUUGUCACCCCUGCGGCAUCGGCCAGCGUGGGCCGGCCGGCCGGCCGGAAGUCCCAGUUCCUGAGCGGAUUGCGGGUGGUCGGCCCGGAGACGCCCCGACUGCGGUGUGAGUACCUGAUGCAUCAGGGAAGGCUGCUGGUCUUUCUGCAUGCGGGUCUGCUCCUGUCCUUUGACUUCGGCCACGAUGGCGCCGGUCGUUCGGGGCCCAGGCCGGCCCGGGGCCUGGUCCAGGGCCGGGUGCUCGUGGAAGGUCUGUCCCCCGAGUGCAGGUUCGUGCCAGGCCCGGGCCCCGAUGCAUGGGCUCUCUUGAAUCCGGCCGGCCGCGGGCCGGGGGUUCUGCUUGACCUUGAUGGCCAUGUCAUUCAGGUAUGCCGCCCGGCGGCAACUCGGGCAUGUGGUGCCCUCUGGGUGCUCGUCGGCCCGGUGUCCCGGGCAUGA
Molecule: messenger RNA, 3129 nt
Organism: Fonticula alba
Lineage: Eukaryota; Rotosphaerida; Fonticulaceae
Exons: 4
Coding region: 1-3129 (1042 amino acids)
Source: RefSeq, a predicted model, not a curated record